Messenger RNA from Antrostomus carolinensis (chuck-will's-widow), 264 nucleotides. RefSeq names its product myotrophin (gene MTPN). The record is from RefSeq and is a predicted model, not a curated record. The transcript has 3 exons. The annotation marks the transcript as partial. Gene Ontology annotation, molecular function: protein binding. Lineage: Eukaryota; Metazoa; Chordata; Aves; Caprimulgiformes; Caprimulgidae.
AUGUUUAUAUUAAAGGGUGAAGAUGUCAACCGGACACUUGAAGGUGGGAGGAAGCCUCUUCACUAUGCAGCAGACUGUGGACAGCUUGAGAUUCUGGAAUUUCUGCUAUUGAAAGGAGCUGAUAUUAAUGCUCCAGACAAACAUAAUAUCACACCACUCCUAUCAGCAGUCUAUGAGGGCCAUGUUUCCUGUGUGAAAUUGCUUCUGUCAAAGAUGAGUCCAGAAAAUCGAACAAAUGCUGUUUCAAUUGCUAAACCAGAGAGG